UCCGCCCCGACGCCCGGCAGAAGCUGGGGAAUCAGGUGAUCGUCGGCUGGGCGCGGUCACGUGACCGGGGCGUGCCCGCCGGUGGUGGCCAUGGCGGCCGCUGUCUCAAGUGUGGUGAGGCGAGUGGAAGAGCUGGGGGACCUGGCUCAAGCCCACAUACAGCAACUUAGCGAAGCCGCGGGUGAAGACGAUCACUUUUUAAUUCGGGCCUCGGCAGCUCUGGAAAAACUGAAACUCUUAUGUGGAGAAGAGAAAGAAUGUUCAAAUCCAUCAAAUCUUCUAGAACUUUAUACACAGGCUAUUUUGGACAUGACAUAUUUUGAGGAGAACAAGCUAGUAGAUGAAGAUUUUCCUGAAGACUCUUCUUCACAGAAAGUAAAAGAACUGAUCAGAUUUCUUUCAGAACCAGAAAUUUUAGUUAAAGAAAAUAAUAUGCACCCAAAACCCUGUGAUUUGCUUGGGGAUGAACUACUUGAAUGUCUCUCUUGGAGACGAGGAGCCUUACUAUAUAUGUAUUGUCAUUCUCUGACCAAAAGAAGAGAGUGGCUCUUGAGAAAAUCAACUUUGCUUAAAAAGCAUCUUGUUGAUGGAAUCAAUUACUUGCUACAAAUGCUAAAUUAUCGGUGUCCUAUCCAGUUAAAUGAAGGAGUUUCUUUUCAAGACUUAGACACAGCUACAUUACUGAGUGCAGGAAUAUUUAGUGACAUUCAUUUGCUGGCCAUGAUGUACAGUGGAGAAAUGUGUUACUGGGGAUUGAAACAUUGUGCAGAUCAACAGCCAGGAAAUCAUGAAAUGGAUACUGGUGUUUCUGGAGCAAGCUGCAUGACACACAAGGAAUCCUUGGAUUUUCGAGAAGUAGGAGAAAAAAUUUUGAAAAAGUAUGUAUCUGUGUGUGAAGGACCCCUGAAAGAGCAAGAGUGGAAUACAACAAAUGCAAAACAAAUUUUAAAUUUCUUUCAGCAGUCCUGUAAGUAGUAAUUCAUCUAGUCUUUUUCAAUUAGAAAGAAAAAGACCCAUGUGAUGGAAAAGAAAUUUCAGAAAGAAGACAUACUGAUAACUGAAUUUGAUGUUAUAGUACAUCUAGAUACCCAGUAUGGUUGCCCUUCUUUAAAUGCCAUCUUCAUCUUUAAUUGUAUAUUCUUAAGCCCGUGGGGGGGAAAAUGAUUCCUUAACGUCUAAAAUGGCAUAAAUGUUAUUCUAACUCACCUUGAACUACAGGUAUCCUGUCAUUAGUAAGGAGGAGCCCUAUUUAACUUUUCAGAGAUUUUUUUUCUAAUACUUAUGGUUAUUGUUUUUUUGUAAUAUGUAUAUAGCGUAAACUCUAAUUUCCCUUUCUUGAAAUUUGCUAUACUUUAGCUCACCUCACUGCUUUGAAUAGGUAUUCUGGAUAUAAAUGUAGGCAAAAUGAAAGAUUAUGACUAAUAUUCAGAUUCCAUUUCCAAUAAGGUUAAUAACAAAAGACUCCACAAAGAAAUCACUGUUGAGCUCUUUUGCCAUGUAUUACUACUAAUCAUAUUUAGAGUUUUUAAAAAUUCUAGCAUGCAUGAGGCUCUGGGUUCAAUCCCUCAGUACUGGGAAAAAAUAAUUUAUUUCUCUUGGGCAUUCUACGAAUGUUUAAAAAUGAUUUUCCUAUUUUGUUUAAGAUGCAUAUUUUCUCAAGUAAGGAAGAUAAAAAUCAGGUUAGGUUAGUCCAUCAUUACUUCAUAUACUCUUAGGGCACAUAUUUUCAUACUGUAUUGAAGUUUUAUUAUUUUUUUGCCCUUAACAAUAGGGGUAGAAUGCUAAAGGCCUGAGAGCCUUAUUUGAUACCUUGCUCACUAUCUUUCUGUCUACCUCAACUCCUAUUAUCUUGGGAUGAGCUGUCUGGUACCUUGGUAAUACACUGGACUUCAGUGUAUUACACUGGACUUCUAGUGACUCUAUCACAUUCCAGCAGCUUAUUCCCAUGACCACAUCUUGAGCAUUAACCUUCCUUAAGUUUCUGUUUCUAAAAUCUUACAUUUCAGUAGCCGAUGACAAUUCUCAUCUUGUCCUCUUUUUUAUUUCCUGAUUUUUGUACAAUCUGUAGCUUCUUUACAGGCUUUUUUUCUUGCUCCCCUUACUCCUAAAUUAUCAGCCUCUUUCAGGUUUUCUUUCUUCCUUGUCCAUCCUCAGCUUUCUGGGGCACUUCUAUCCCGUUUUCCAUAUUCCCUCGUAUUCUUCAGCCUAGUCAUUCUGUGAGCCUAACAUUGAAUUAGCUACCUUUUCUGGGUUGUUGAGUUCUGUGGGAAGGACAUGUAGCCCUUCAAAGUGGGAUCACAAUGUCUCUUUCAGAAGAACCCUCACAAUAAGCCUUCUGUUUGUUACUAGAUGUCCUUUCCCUUUUCCCACUGUACUUGAGCCAAACUUUGUCACUUUCCUCAGACACUCUGCCCCUCCCCCAGAGUAUGUCCUUCCUCCUAUCAUUGUGUAUGACAGAGUUGAAGCUAUGAAGGAAAUCAGCAAGUAUUUACUAUCUUUAUUCAUUUUCCCCUGUUUUAGAAGAAAAGAGGUUACUUGCUUCCUUUUGAAGGCAAAUCUGUGCUACAGAUUUCUUCUGUGUUAUUUCCCUCAUUUCCCUGGUGAUUUCUCAUUUUCAGCCUAUAUUACUAGAGAACUCUAAAUGAGAGUUCUUUUCCUUCUUUACCCCUUUUCCCUCAUUUUUUUCUCCUUUUUACUCUAAAUACUCUAGUUAUAUGAUCUCAUUCACAGCCAUUGCUUCCUCCACCACCUUUAAUAUCAAGCUGAUUCCCAGUUCAGUAACCUGGACUCCAGCCUCCCUCUUGCUCUCUAAAUCUCAUUUCUAAUGGCUCAUUAAAUAGCUUCAUUUAGAAAAACAUCCACAAUAAUUUUGAAUUCAGUAUGUCCAAACAUCAAAUUCUGAUCUUUUGUGCAAAAUCUUUCCUGCUUCAUGAUGUUUUAUCAUUUUUAGAUCUUCUGCAGAGCAGGGUAUAAUGUAUACCUUUCCAGCCUUGUCUCUGUAAACAUCCUCUAUAAUCAUAUUCUGGUCAAACAUUGAAAAUCCAUGCUCCUUUUUGAUAAACAUAAAAAUUCAAAUAGAGCCUUCAGGGUAAGGAUAAAUUCUCCCCAUCCCUGCCCAACCCCCUUGGCUUAUGUUUGCACAGCCAAGAUUUGUAUUGAACUUAGCAUUUUAGCAGAUUUUAUUAUGAAAAUACCUUUGGGCUUUCUGAAUAUGAAGAUUUAAGUCACUUUUAAUAUGGUUUUUAGAAGCACAGACUGUCCCUUCUAUUUUCAGAGGUCAUGAUCUAUCAAUUGUAGGUACUUCCAGUACCUUCCCCAAAUGUGCUUGUGUUUUUUCAGCCUCAGUAACUUUGUAGACAUCAUCACUUCUGUGUCCUUCUUUGUAGCAAGUGAACACCUACUUAUCUUUUGGGAUGCAACUUCAGUGAUAUUGUAUCCAGAGGCUUUUAUCAGCCUUUUGCAAUCUAAAUUAGAUGUUCCUUUGUUACAUUUUCUUAGUCUUCCCUUCCCAUGUUAUCCUACUUCCUUUCCUUACUGGGUGAACUCUAUUUUAAAAUGUACCUUUAUAUAUAAUGCUAAAGGCAUGAUCAGCCCUUAGUAAUGUUUUUUGAAUUAAUGAGGCAUGAUUCUUAAGUGCCAAACUGCAUAAAAGGGUUGCUGCUAUUUGGAUUUCAAACUGCCAGGCUAUACAUAACAGUGCUUGAUAUAUAUCACCUCAGAGGAAGAAAGUAUUAUUUAGAUUCCAAACCUGAGAAAAUAAGAGAACUUUAUCUUCAGAAGCUGGGAAUUUCAUUUUGCCUUCAUGACCCUUGUAGAUUCACUGGUUGGUAUGAUUAUGAGGGUAUUACUGGGUGCUUUUUUGUACAAUUUUCCAUUCCCCAAACAAUUGGAGAAUUAAUUUGUAGACCAUAACAGUAAAAGUGCUUUUUACUCUAGUGUGUGAUAAAUGAAAAAUACAUUUUUGUAUGUGUUAAAGCCUCGUAAAUGGAAUCUCUUUCAUUUAGAAAGAAAUGACCUUAGGAUACCAAAUAUUCCACAUAAGGAAAGUACCAUAAUUCAUUCAUUUACUCAGCAACUACUGCCAUAUUUUGUCUAAGGCACUAAGGAUAUUGCAUUUUAAACACCCUCCUGUUUCAGAGUUCUGGAGGAGGAAGUUACACAAAGCAUUUUAAGGAAUAUAUGUGUCAAGUGAUCAAUAGUAUGAAGAAUAAAGCGGGGAAGGGGCUUAACAAGACUCCAGUGGGUGCUGUUUUAUUUAAAGUGUUAGGGAAGUUACCUCUAAGCACCUUUCUAUUACCGAAGCAUUCUGUCCUUCAAAUUCAACCCUGUUGUGUAAAUGCCUUGUAGUUAUAGUAUAUUCACAAAUAUAGUUUUUCUUUCCUAUGGAACUGAUACUGAAUUAAGGAAUGAGUAAUUUCUUAAGACUUUACGUUUUGUUACAUUUAAAGGAUUUCUUUUUAGCAUGGGCUUUACCAGUGGGUGAUGUUACCUACAGGCCUAUUGCACUUUUUACGUGUGGGGUUUCUCUUCAAUUUGAAUUCUCUGAUGGCUAAUAAAAUUUAAACUCUGCUAAAGGAUUUUUCACAAUUCUUAAAUUUGUAUGAUUCUUUUCCCAGUAUGAAUUUUCUGAUGUCAGCUAGACUUUUAACACUUAGUUAAGGGUCUGUUUUGCUACAUUUACAGGGUUUCUGGCUACUGUGAAUUAAUUGAUGCUCAUUAAGGUGCAAAUCCUGACUUUUCCUUAUUCCUUUGCAUAUGGUAGAGUGAGGUGAGAGUCAUGGCUAAAACUUAGCAUAAAAUUACAUUCCUAGCUUUACAGUCCAGCUGUGAAUUCUGGUAUUCUUUUAAGUGUGAGCUAUGUCUAAAAGCAUUCCUAGAUUCAUUUUAAUAGCAUUUUCAAGACCCUACAGCUGGUUAACAUGCUAGUUUUAGACUGUCUCUUUUUCUCUUCACCUUCUAGGGCCCUUUUUCUGGCUCCAGUAAGGGUACCCUAUCUGACGUGAAUCCAGGAUUCUAUAAUUUUCUAAUACCACUUCCCUAUAUUUUUUUAACACAAUAUGAGUUGUCAUACUUAUGGAAGUAUUACAUUAAGAUACAUUUAAUAUAGCCACAAUUAAGGUAUGUAUUAUAUAUUUAUGCUGGUGUUCUCUACUGUACUUCGUUUUGUUUUUCCUACUUCUAGUGAAAAUAUUCAAGUAAAAUGUUCUGGAACAUUUAAAAUUUGUAAAAAAAUAAACUCAUAUUCCCCUACUUGUAUCUUGUGGUUUUGGUCUUCUUUUUUAGUUUACUGUUACAUCAGAAUGAAAGCCUCUGAAAUCUCAGUUUAUUAUUCUACCUUCUGAAUGUUAUUUUCAUCUGGUCUUGAUAACUUUCAGACAGUAUAGCAUAAAGAUUAGGAUUGUGGGUUCUGGAGCCAGUAGGCCUGUGUUCAAAUCACAGCCUAUUUCCUGACUGUGUGUCUACUAUGUAAGUGACUUAAUCUUUCUGUGCCUUAAUUUUCUAUUUUUUUUAACACAAGGAAUAUUACUAGUACCCAUGUCACAAGAUUUUGAAGAUUAAAUGAAUUGAUACUCAAAAAGUGUUUUAGUGCCUAGCCACAGUAAGAACAUACAAGAAAGAAUUAGCUACCAUUGUUUUCCUUAAUGUUUGAGUAGUUCUGGAUAGCCAUACCUCAUUCAGCAUGCUGGCUAAUAUUAGAAUGCUCAUCAGCCAGAAGAGUUGAGUAACGAACUCUUAUGUCCGGUAUGCACUGUAUUUUCCUUAGUUCAAGCCAUGCUUGGUCAUUUUAGAUAGGAAGUAGGUUUUUAAGAAUUCAUGGACUGGAUAGGAAUCUCAUAUGUUUUUUGUUGAUGUGGCCAGAAAACCUAAAGUUAAUUGUUAUAACAUUUUCAGCUCCACCAUCCAAAUAUACCCACUAUAUUUAGUAUUAGUCAUCCAAGUAUCAUAUAUACCCUUUUUAAAACUUAUGCUUUUAAUUAUCAGCCUGGUUACUUUUGGUAUAUUUCUAAAUUCACAAGACAGAGGCAUUUAAUGAAAUAUAAUUAAUUUAAAUAUAUAGAUAUAAUAUAAAAUAUAUGUAUAUCCCAUUUAAAAGUAGGUCAUUAUAAACUGGUACAUGAUCAUAAUUGAGUAUAUGACUAUAAAAAGCAGUGAAUAUUUCCAUAUAAUGCUGUGGAAUAAUUAUUAAAAAGAAGGUGGAAAGUAUAUAGUAUAAUGCUAUUUAUUUAUGAAAGGAUACAAAUUAUGUGUGCUUUAAAAAAAAAUGUUAACUAUGGUGGGGUAGGAGAAGAGGAACUAGAUGGAAAGACCAGUAUGGAAGCUAGAUUUCUCUGGAUAUGCCUUGAAUUUUGUAUGUUUGACUUUGGAAUAAUGUAUAUGUGUUAUAAAAUAAAAUUGAGUCAUAGUUUAAAAGGCCAUGUUUU
This is a messenger RNA of Sciurus carolinensis (gray squirrel), 6422 nucleotides long. It is a transcript of the gene Rimoc1, whose product is annotated as RAB7A interacting MON1-CCZ1 complex subunit 1. The record is from RefSeq and is a predicted model, not a curated record. The transcript is spliced from 6 exons. Gene Ontology annotation, biological process: mitophagy. The coding region runs from base 91 to 975 and encodes 294 amino acids. Lineage: Eukaryota; Metazoa; Chordata; Mammalia; Rodentia; Sciuridae.